AUGAUUUUGGAGGAAGCACAAAUGGGUAACUCAAAACAUCCUGCUGGUGUUGUAGUGAAUCUGAAAAAUAGUUUCUGUGUGGACAAUUGUCUAACUAGUUUACAAACUGAGACUGAGUUACAUGAGUUCAUUCAAGUGGCUAAAGAUGUUAUGCUAGAAAGGAAGUUCGAUCUAAGAGGGUGGGGGCAUAAUUAUUCCCACUCCUCAACAGAAGAGGUUUCCUGUAUGACAAAUAAAAUUAUCCCAGUAUUAGGCCUGCAAUGGUCUUUAAACUCGGAUACACUUUCUGUAAUUUUAAAAGAAGAUUGUGAAGAUAAUGGACCUGUUACUAAAAGGAAAAUACUAUCAGAAGUUCAUAAAAUUUUCGACCCUAUUGGAUGUUUAAUAAAAGAUCCUGAUAAUGCUGGCAGAUUAAGUAUACACGUGUUUUGUGACGCAAGCAAAACAGCUUAUGCUACCUGCAUAUAUUUAAGGAGUGAAAGUAAGAACUUGACUUCAUGUCAGUUGGUUCAAGCACGGAGUAAGGUAGCUCCGCUGAAGGCUAUUACAAUUCCUAGGCUAGAGCUGUUAGCUUGCUCUAUUGGUACCAGACUGGUGCAAAGAGUUAUUGAAGAUUUAAAAUUAGAAAAUAUUCCAAUUUUCUUUUGGACUGACUCCAGUACCGCCUUGUGUUGGAUAAAAGGUAGCGAAAACUGGACACCAUUUGUAUAUAACAGGAUACAAGAAAUUAGAUUGGCGAGUAAACCCGAAAAUUGGUCUUAUGUACCUGGAUCGAUCAAUCCGGCGGAUCUACCAUCCAGAGGUUGUUCCGUUCGACAGCUCUCGGAGACACAGUGGUGGCAUGGUCCUCCUUGGCUCUAUUACUCAUCUGAUAAAUGGCCUAGAUCUGAAUUCUCCGUAAAUGAAGAAGUGUUGAAGGAAAAGAGAAAGGAAAUAGUAUCAUCCAUGGUGAACCUUCAAAAAACUGACAAUUCCUUUGUUUACAAGUUUUCGAACUAUCACAAGACUGUAAGAAUCGUUGCCUGGAUACAUCGAUUUAUUAAUAACAGUCGUAUUUCUAGGGAUGAUCAAAAAUAUAGAAUCCUUGAUUCCGAGGAAAUUUCUGUAGCUGAAUAUGCAGUUAUCAGAAUAAUACAGAAGGAAAGCUUCUUUAAUGAAGAAGAUGAAAAGUUGAAAACUCUGAGAGCUUUCAAAGAUGGAAACGACAUCAUCCGGUUGAAAACAAAGAUUUUAUAUCGACCAGAUAGCGAGGACUUUUAA
This is a messenger RNA of Argiope bruennichi, 1260 nucleotides long. RefSeq lists its product as uncharacterized. The record is from RefSeq and is a predicted model, not a curated record. Lineage: Eukaryota; Metazoa; Arthropoda; Arachnida; Araneae; Araneidae. Bases 1 to 1260 code for a protein of 419 amino acids. The transcript has 2 exons.